CCUUCCACUGCUCGGGAGCCUGGAGAAGAGAAGGAAGGGAAGGGCUCUGCCGGGCCCCUAGGAAACUGCAAUGGUUCCCCGCUGCCGUAGCUUCUUGACGCCCCUCCAUGGCGUCCGCGCCCUCCGUGCUUCUCCUGUUCCAGGCCCCGUUCCUAGCCCCCAGUGCCUAUCGGCCCCGGAACAGCUGCCGCCCUUCCACUACCGAGACUGAUGAAAAUCCACCUCGGCGGACGAUGAGAGAGGAGAAAAGCUACUGCUGCCGCGGUGCCGCCGGCGACCAUGGCUCCUUCCCCUCGGCCCCCCUAGCCCUGUCCACGACCACGCUCUUGCUCCCCGCCGAGGAGGCCAUCACAAGUGGCUGGUCUAGGACUGGAGGAAACUUUCCAGGAGGGGAGGAAGAGGAGACCCGGCUCCUGCAGCUCCUCCGCACGGCGCCGGAGCCGUCCGAGGCCUUCCAAGCUCUGCAAGCUGCCCUGCCCCGCCGGGGCGGGCGCCUCGGUUUCCCGAGGCGGAAAGAAGCGCUCUAUCGGGCUCUGGGCCGGGUGCUGCUGGAGGGAGGCCUGGAGGAGAAGCGACUUUGCUUGCAACUUCUCUCCGACGUACUCCGGGGUCAGGGGGAAGCGGGCCAGCUGGAAGAGGCCUUCAGCCUGGCUUUGUUGCCACAGCUCGUGGUCUCCCUGCGAGAAGAAAACCCGGCAGUGAGAAAGGAUGCGCUGCAAAUCCUGCACCAGUGUUUGAAGCGGAGCCCCUUGCAAGUGCUUCAGGCGCUCAUACAGCGAGGCUUGGAGAGCACCGAUGCUCGACUCCGGGCUUCCACUGCUCUACUACUCCCUAUUUUGCUUACUCCCCAGGAUCUGUUGUUCGGCCUAGAUCUCACCGAGAUCACUCUAUCGCUGGCCCGAAAGCUUGGGGAGCAGGAGGAAGAAGAAGAGGCCGAGAUAGCUUUUUCUGCACUGCAGCAAAUAGGGGAGCGCCUGGGCCAAGAUCGGUUUCAGUCUUACAUCUCUCGCCUGCCCUCUGCCCUAAGGAGACACUACAAUCGUCGUAUAGAGGCCCAAUUUGGGAGUCAGGUCCCUCAUUAUUUGGAACUUGAGGUCUCAGAGUUUCCUGAAGAUCCCCAUCCCAGUCCGGCAACACCUUCCAGCAGCCACCUCAAGUUUGGUGUCAUUCCCCAGGAACUGCAUUCUAGGUUGCUAGAUCAGGAGGACUAUAAGAGCCGGACUCAAGCUGUGGAGGAACUCAAGCAGGUGCUGGGAAAGUUUAGCCCUAUCUCUACUCCUCACUCUAGUCUUGUAGGUUUCAUUAGUUUAUUGUAUAACUUGUUAGAUGAUUCUAACUUCAAAGUGGUCCAUGGCACACUUCAGGUACUGCACCUGUUGGUGACCCGCCUUGGGGAGCAGGUACAGCAGUUCUUGGGACCAGUCAUUACUGCCACAGUCAAAGUGCUAGCAGACAACAAGUUGGUGAUCAAGCAAGAAUACAUGAAAAUUUUCCUUAAGCUGAUGAAGGAAGUAGGACCUCAGCAGGUCCUGUGUUUAUUGCUGGAACAUCUCAAACAUAAGCAUUCCAGAGUGAGAGAGGAGGUGGUGAAUAUCAGCAUUUGCUCCUUACUGACCUAUCCAAGUGAGGAUUUUGACUUGCCCAAACUGGCUUUUGGCCUUGCCCCAGCUCUAGUUGAUAGUAAACGUAGGGUACGACAAGCUGCUUUGGAGGCCUUUGCUGUAUUGGCAUCUUCAAUGGGCUCAGGUAAAACCAGUGUACUUUUCAGAGCUGUGGAUGCUGUGGAGCUUCAAGAUAAUGGAGAUGGAGUGAUGAAUGCUGUGCAAGCCAGAUUAGCUAGGAAAACUCUUCCAAGGCUAACAGAACAGGGAUUUGUGGAAUAUGCAAUACUAAUGCCAUCUUCUGCCCAGGGCAGAUCAACCCACUUGCCUCAUGGAGCUGAUACAGACUGGCUUCUGGCAGGUAACAGAACUCAGAGUGCACACUGUUAUUGUGGUGACCAUUCAAGGGAUAGUAUGCAGAUGUAUGGAUCUUAUAGUCCAUCUGCUGAUCAGACUAUCUGUACUCGAAGGGUGUUAAGUGCAGGAAAAGGAAAAAAUAAAUUACCAUGGGAAAAUGAUCAACCUGGAGGCAUGGGAGAAAAUCCGACGUCCUGUUCAAAGGAAAUAGAGCAGUUCUCUGCAUAUGAUUUCAUCCCAGCUCCAAAAUUAAGGCUCUCUCAAGGAAUGCCAGUCAGUGAUGAUUUAUGUUUUAGCAGAAAAAGAGUGUCAAGGAAUUUAUUUCAGAAUAGCUUGGAUUUUAACCCAGAGCCGCCUCAUGUAUAUUCUGGUACUGCUAUGUCUCAUCAAACAAGCAUUUCAGGGAAAUGUGGACAACUAGACUUUUCACAGAUGAGUGUAAAAAGUGGCAGUGUGGAUUCUGAUUUGCAAUUUUUAGGAGCAAAUAAUAAUCGUCAAGAUAAAGUGUGUACAAGCCUAAAUUUUGGCAGUAAGACUCAACAAACUUUUGGUAGUCCUGCAGAACAUACUUUAUCAUAUCCUGGUCCCAGUACAAGCCAAGGAACUCUCAUCCUUCCAUCCUAUCCACUCUCAUCACCUCGAACCAGUCCAAAGCACUCAUCUCCUCUUAAUGGUUCUCCAAAGAAGUCUCAAGAUAAUUCUGUUAAUUUCUCAAAUUCCUGGCCUCUUAAGAGCUUUGAAGGGCUAUCAAAGCCAAGUCCACAGAAAAAGCUCUUCAGUCAAAAAUCAGUAGAUGCUUCAGGUAAAAAUGAAGGAGAAAAUUCACAAGAAAAACCUUCUCCAAUACAACUUAAACCUGCAUUGGUGAGAUCACCAUCUUCCCGAAGAGGUCUAAAUGGAACAAAACCAGUUCCACCAAUUCCACGGGGUGUAAGCCUAUUGCCUGAUAAAGCAGAUUUUAUCAUUAUGGAACAUGAAAAAAAAGAUAACAUUUGGAGGAAUGAAAAAGACAAUCUUGCAAUUGACCUUUCUGAAUUAAAUGUCAGAGAUAAGGAAUCAGAUCAGGAAGAGAUGCAGAACUCUCUUAGGUCUCUUCGUAAUAGUGCAGCUAAGAAAAGGGCAAAGCUGAGUGGCAGUACUUCUGACCUUGAAAGCCCUGAUUCUGCAAUUAAACUUGACUUGAAUAUGGACACCCCAUCCCGAUCAUCAUCUCCAAACAUCAGCUCAUACAGUGAAAGUGGAGUUUACAGCCAAGAGUCCUUGACUUCUUCUCUGUCAACUACUCCCCAGGGAAAGCGAAUAAUGGCAGACAUCUUUCCUACAUUUGGAUCUAAACCUAUUUCAACAAGACUCUCCUCUGCAAAAAAUAAGAAUCCUCAUGUAGUGGAACAGAGCUCCACUUCAGGUAUUCAAUCAAAUUUACAGCAAAUUUCCAAUUUUGACUUCACUUCAACAAAUGCUUUAUCAGAAGACUCAGUAGUAGUUGUUGGAAAAGGUGUUUUUGGAAUUUCAAGUUCAGUUCCAGUUACAAGCAACCAAUCAGUGAUACCUUCUGUGGAAAAUGGGGAUACAUUCUCUAUUAAACCAAGUAUUGAACCACCAUCAGGGAUUUAUGGAAGAGCAGUUCAACAAAACAAUCUACCAUAUCUGGAUGUUGAGAAUGAAAAAGAUAUUAAAGCUUCUAUUUCAAAAUCCACUUAUGACAAGAUGAGACAGAAGAGAAAAGAAGAAAAAGAAAUAAGUCAUAAAGAACUUUUCGAAGUCAAAGAUCAUGAAAAAAAGGAGCAUAAUCCCAGAGAACGAAUUAAGCAUACUGAAGCUGAGAAAAUAGCAACGGAAAGUGAAGUGUCUCCAGGGGCCAGAGCACAAUACAAAGAUAGAAUCCCAUCUGUAACACAUAGUCCAGAAGUAAUGGAUCCAUCAGAACUACGGCCUUUUUCCAAACCAGAAGUAGCACUUACAGAAGCCCUACGGCUGUUAGCUGAUGAUGAUUGGGAAAAAAAAAUUGAAGGACUGAAUUUUAUACGAUGUUUAUCUGCUUUCCACUCUGAUGUAUUGACUGUAAAGUUGCAUGAAACAAGUUUUGCUGUUGUUCAAGAGGUGAAGAAUUUACGCUCUGGAGUUUCUCGUGCUGCUGUGGUCUGUUUAGGUGAUCUCUUUACUCACCUGAAAAAGAAUAUGGAUCAAGAAGUAGAUAACACAGUAAAAGUCCUGUUGCAUAAAGCUGGUGAAUCAAACACAUUUAUAAGAGAAGAUGUAGACAAAGCAUUAAAGGCUAUGGUUAAUAAUGUAACUCCAGCACGUGCAAUUAAUUCUCUAAUAAAUGGAGGACAAAGCCAUUUACACAUUGCAGUAAGAAGAUGUACAGCCCAGCAUUUGUCUGAUGUGGUGGAACAAAUGGAACCAGAACGGAUUUUGUCAGGAACAAAAGACCUGGCUGACCGGAUAUUGCCAGCUGCUGCUAAGUUUGCACAAGACAGCUCACAAGAAACUAGGUAUUAUGGUCGAAAGAUGCUUUUUCUCAUGAUGUCCAAUCCUAACUUUGACAAAAUGCUCGAAAAGCAUGUCCCAUGUAAAGAUUUGCUUUAUAUUAAAGAAUCUGUUAAAAACUUACGCCAAAAGGGUUUAGGAGAAAUACCCCUAGAUACUCCAUCAGCUAAAGGAAGGCGUUCUCAUGCUGGCAGUGUUGGAAGUACAAGGUCAUCCUCUAUUUCUAGAGAUGUUUUCAAUUCAGCUGAAAGGGACAUUAUAGACAUACGUGAAAUAAGAAAAACAGUUCCCCGAAGUACUUUAGAAAGUGCUGAAUAUAUUAAGGUCAUAACAGGUUUAUUAAAUGCAAAAGACUUCAGAGAUCGAAUUAAUGGGAUCAAACAGCUUUUAUCAGACACUGAAAACAAUCAAGACCUUGUUAUUGGAAAUAUUGUAAAGAUCUUUGAUGCUUUUAAAUCUCGUCUACAUGACUCAAAUAGUAAAGUAAAUCUAAUAGCUCUGGAAACCAUGCAUAAAAUGAUUCCUUUGCUCAGAGAUAAUUUAUCACCUGUAAUCAACAUGCUCAUUCCAGCAAUAGUGGAUAACAAUCUCAAUUCCAAGAAUCCAGGAAUAUAUGCUGCAGCCACAAAUGUUAUCCAUGCUCUGAGUCAGCAUAUUGAUAAUUACCUACUUCUACAGCCUUUCUGUACAAAAGCACAGUUUUUAAAUGGAAAAGCAAAACAAGAUAUGACUGAAAAGCUUGCUGAUCUUGUUAUGGAUCUAUAUCAAAGGAAACCUCAUGCUAUAGAACAGAAGGUGUUGGCUGUCCUCUGGCACCUGUUAGGCAACAUGACAAAUAGUGGCUCACUACCUGGAGCCGGAGGGAAUAUCCGAACAGCCACAGCUAAAUUAUCAAAAGCACUUUUUGCACAGAUGGGUCAAAGUCUCCUAAGUCAGGCUGCAUCUCAGCCUCCACAGAUUAAAAAAAGUUUAGAAGAAUUGCUUGAUAUGACGACUUAAAAUGAAUUAUGUAUAUUAUUCCGUUAAUGUGUAAUGCAGGAAGAUAGGCUAAAAAUACCUGUUUACAUGAAGACAGAUGGAACCUUUUUAAAAUUAAAUUUUUACAAUACCUAUACUUUUCAAGUAGAAACUAUGUAGAAUGGCAGCUUUUGAUAGCCUGUAAAGCAUACCUCUGUCUCAUACUAGCUCUUAUGAUCAAAUACAUGAAACAAUCAGUACAACACUCACAAGUUCUAUUUGAAAACACAUGGAAUGAAUCCAUCUUAAACAUUUAUAAGGAAAGUCCUGCUCAUUUGCACUCCUCUGUAGAAACUGCAGUAUGUUGCCCUGUAUGUACAAUUAGAUUUGUAAUUAAAAAUAUACUUUUUAUUAUGUAAUCAUGUUCUGAUAUGUCUCAUUACUUAGCUUUAUUUUACAAAAAUGGAAAAGAAGUCAUUGAAAUAUAUGUACCACAAAGAGGGAUUUGUUUGUUACUUGUAAAAAACAUGUAUUUCUUAAAUCAUUCCAUCAAUAUGAUUGUGCAGUAUUAGCUUGCUUUUGCUGAUAUGUUGAUGUAAUAUAUUUGCUUAACUAUUGGGCAUUAUCAUCUAUGUAAUUGUAAGAUUUAAAUGACUUAUAAUAAAAUUGCAUGAUGACAAAUUUAUAGGAAAAAUAUUUUCAAAUAUUUAAAGUACACGUUUGUUUAUGAAAACGUGUUGAAUAUAACUUGUAUGAAAACAUUAAAUUUUCCUCUCCGCCCAAACAUUUAUAAAGGUAUUAUAUCUCUGCCCAAUUGUAUAAUCUUCAACAAUAGUGCCAGGUCUUCUAUAGAUUUUCUUAAGGUUAUCCAGCUACAAGUACUGUACUACAUUUUAAAAAGGAAAAGGAAUGUUAUAAAAUAAAGGGAUUUAUUUCUGUAGAUGUGUGAGGUGUUG
Messenger RNA from Gracilinanus agilis (Agile Gracile Mouse Opossum), 6361 nucleotides. RefSeq names its product TOG array regulator of axonemal microtubules 1 (gene TOGARAM1). The coding region runs from base 108 to 5447 and encodes 1779 amino acids. Gene Ontology annotation, cellular component: cilium; cytoplasmic microtubule. Gene Ontology annotation, molecular function: microtubule binding. The record is from RefSeq and is a predicted model, not a curated record. Lineage: Eukaryota; Metazoa; Chordata; Mammalia; Didelphimorphia; Didelphidae. The transcript has 20 exons. Gene Ontology annotation, biological process: microtubule cytoskeleton organization.